Messenger RNA from Phanerochaete carnosa HHB-10118-sp, 4921 nucleotides. RefSeq lists its product as uncharacterized. Bases 10 to 4662 code for a protein of 1550 amino acids. The transcript has 8 exons. Lineage: Eukaryota; Fungi; Basidiomycota; Agaricomycetes; Polyporales; Phanerochaetaceae. Gene Ontology annotation, molecular function: GTP binding. The record is from RefSeq and is a predicted model, not a curated record.
CUCACGUGAAUGUUCAACUUCAACUUGACCACCUCCUCAACAUCCCACGGACAUUCGUCGUCACCCCGACGACUCCGCUUAACACCCAAGGCGAUGAGCGCCCUCAGCUCGACACGAUCCCCGGCCAGUAAUGACGAACGCAAGGCAACAACCUCCACGAUUCCCCUUCGCAUCACCAAACGUGACUUUCCUCCAUCCGAGAUACGCUCACCGCAGCGCUCCGUCCUGCCUCGCCGCAAUUCCACCAGCUGGAAGCAUGUCAUCGAGGGCGGGCGAGUUUCGAAGUCCCCUUUCAAGAUUUUAGGCAAAUCGGGCGUACCUGUGCCGGCAAAACCUGCCGCUGCCACAAGCUCGCCUGUGUUAACUAUGCUCUCACGCAAAGCCAGCGGCGAGAAGCGACCACGACCACAGUCCAUGUCUGAGUCUACUGAGAACGAGCAUCCCGCACUUCGCAAGCGAAGACAAUCUCAAGGGCUGCAGGGUCUCACCAACAGGAAGCCCGUCUCGAAGAGUCCGUUCAAAUCUGUCAGUGUACAGAAUCAAGACGACGCUUCACCCGCCGAUGGCUCUGCACCAGAAGACGAGAAGGACAGUCUCCCACCACCACCUCCUCCCAAAGAGCGUUUUGAGACUGGGCGACAUUCCCCGCUGCCGCCACACCGCGGGUCGCCCUCACCAGCACGGCCGUCCCUCGUCUCGCGCCGCUUGCAUGGACCCCGCAGCUCACUAACAAAGCGCGCAAGACGGAAGACAGUAACGUUUGAUGAGACGUGCGACGUCAUGGAGUAUGAUGUGGAGGAGGACAGCGGCUCGCAGCCUUUUGAUUGGGUGACAGACGAGGACGGCGAGGACGACGAGGACGACGAUGACGAUAGCAAUGAAGACCACGAUCGACAGGAUAAUACGCACAAUCGUCCUGAUGACCCAAAUACCCAUGACCACGACCUCGACCACGACACCCACGAUGACACAGACCGUGGUCCCCUGCGCGUCCAGAACACGCACGGCGACCAUGCAGACUCUGAAGGCGAAGACGAACACCACGCCGGCGAUGACAGCAUCUCCGGCCUGGUUGACUCCAUGCUCGAAGACGCGCGACCGCUCACCCCACCACACGAUGACCAGGCCCUACCCGCUGAACUCGAGACUGAGGACGGCGUGCCCUACGGCCGGACGCAUCAUGCGGAACGGCUAGCAGACGCCCAUCACCGACGAUCGGCGUCCCCACUCAGCCACCAGCCUGUAGUGUUCCCUGCACCAAAUUCAGCGAUGUCGACGCCUGUACAUUCCAGACCCAGCUCGCCAAUCGGAUCCGUGUCCCCCGGCUCACGUAUCCCUCUAGGACGGUCGACACAUUCAGAAAGGAUGAAGGCGCAGAAGGAGAAGGAGGUGGUUGAGGUCGCGCAGGACGUGCGCAUGCUGCCGCCAUCGCCAUCACCUGCGAGACUACAGAGGAUGAGUGCCCCUCCGAGUUCUGAAGGUCUCAUUCCGCGCUUUACUCUUGACGUGACGAAGGGAGUAGCUACCCCAUCGACUUCCUUCGAUGCCGGCGACCCGUUCGGCGCGUCACAGCUUGGAGAUGGCGCCAAGGACGACGACGAUACUCCAGACGAGAGCGGAAAUGUCGAAGCGCCCAUGAAGACAGAGGAUACCUUCUCGGAUGCUGUCUUCGGAAUGGACGUCGAUAAGGCUGAGCCACGUUCGAGCACAGAAAGCAGCCACGGUCCCAUCACUCCAUCCACGUCGCCUCCACGAUUCGAGAUGGCUCUCGGAAACGCCAGCAAGGAGAGCUUGAGUCGCGUCUUGGGCACUCUUCAUCCGAACGGAAGCAGGGACAGUAUCGACCGUGUCCUCGGUAUUACCCACGCAAACGCCAGCAGGGACAGUCUUCCUAGCCGCGGAAAUCUUGAUAUGACGCAUGGAAACGCCCGUCGUGACAGCCACAAUCGUGACAGCUUCGGUAUGGUGCAGAGAAACGCCAGUCGUGAGAGUCUCAUCUCCCGCGGCUUCGCUACAGCGCACGGGAACCAUAGUAGGGAUAGUCUUCCCGGACACCUCUCCACGCCAAUCAACCUCGCCCGCUCCGCGUCACCGGGCGCGUACAACUCACCGUUCAGCGGCUCCCCUUUGAAUCGUCCACCAUCGCGGAGUGUUUCGCCAUUCAUACGUGCCGAGUCGCCGCUACACCGUGGCCUUCCACGAGUGAGCAGUUCGACCGAUAUCCACAGUGCAGGCGCGAGCCCGCCCAGUCGCAGCUCACCGCGCAUCACGCGCGAGAACGUGCAGAAGAUUCUCCAGAAGAGGCACAGUGUGGACAGUCCACUGCGUGAGAAUGGGGACAAUUCCUUCAGUGGACCGUCAUCGGCAGAGCGUAGACAUUCUGCAGAGGCCGCCACGAACUCACCUGCGUACACUCCUCAGAAAGGUUCCAGCCCAGCUCCGUCGCGUAUUCCUGCACUCAAGCUGACACGCGAUAACCCCACUUUUGACGGAGUUAUGCCCCUCGAUCCUGAGCCACAGCCCAGUGAUCCACCUAGGCCAUCAAUAACGCCGCGCGCUGCGAGUUUUGACGGGGCAACUGACGAAGCCGGUCCCUCCAGCCUCCCUGCGAACUCGAAAGAUCCCGAAGACCUUGGUUUCGUGCACCUCGGCGAUAUGAAGAGCGCGCUGGAUCGUCUCAUGGCCGAUGUCGCGGGGGAGGCGAUGAUGGCGCCGGACGGGAAGGCGGUGGUUGGGUUGAAGGUAGAGGCCGUCACGGAAGGAGUCAAGGCUGGUCGACAUUCGCUACCCGACGGGUCUGGAGAUGUUCCGAUGCACGAUGUCGUAUCCGAGAGUCCGGCUACGAUGGCCGCUCCAGAACAAGAACAUGAUGGCGACGCGGAAGUUGAAAAUACUGGUAUGCACAUCGACCUACCAUCGAUGGGCCCCGAAGCCCUUCUGAGCGCGAGCUUCCUGAGCCCCGAUCCCGCGUUUGAGCCUGCCGAGCCCGUGCGUCCAAUAAGUCCGCGGCCACCCGUGGUCAAAGACGCGAUCAAGACACGCGAGGCGCUGAUCAAGGCGAAGAAGCGUGAGGCGAAGAGACGGGAGGAGAGCAUGGAUGAGGAUGAGGUCGAAGGAUCGUCGUCAGGCUCAAGGGCCAUGUCUCGCCGCCCUCCUCUGAUGAGACGUCGGAGUUUAAGUACCGGUGCGGCCAACGACCUGGGACGUGCACAGGCUAUGCGCCGACGCGCCAACACGCUCAGUGAUGGCGGGCUUCUAGACAAUGUACCUAUUGGGGACGAGGAGGUUGAUCCAUUAGCCCAUAGUAUCGAUCGCGAGCUAACCAGGCUAAAGGGUGGACAUACGAAAUAUCACGUUCGACAGCGGAGCGAGAUCAUUCAUGCGUCUUCUGAGGAUGGGCAUCUAGGUGCAGCUGGUGGCAUGGCGUGGCGGAUGGUUCGAAAGCCAUCUGACAUGUACGAGUACGCGCAGCAGCUGAAGCAGCUGCAGGCCCAACAAGGCUCUAGCAAGGCAUACGCCAAAGUCUUUGUCAAAGUCGCUGGCAUCAGAGCCCUCUCUGUUCCUGUGCCCCAACAACCGACGGCCGUUAGCUGCACUCUGAAUAAUGGCAUCCACUUUGUUACUACUCCAGAAUUCCAGCUCGGCAGGGAGUGUCGCAUGAACCAAGAGUUUGAGCUCAUCGAACAGAACAAGCUCGAGUUCACGCUCGUCUUCAAAGUCCGACGCGAUCCGCACAUCAUUGCCCAGUUCAAGGCGAAUCAACCCCCUCCUCCGGUGCCAAUACCGAAACAGGCACCCCCACCCGCCUCCAAAGGCGGCCUGCGCAGUUUCUUUCGAGAGAAGAGACCUAGCAAACCAGCACCGCCGCCUCCCCAGCCGCCUCGGCCUCCUCACAAACUCCAGGAGAGCCUCGCCCGGUAUCUCAAACCCGACGGUACCCUUGCACGCGCGUUCGUCGCGUUCAAGGAUAUCGCACGGCGGUGCGACGCUCGGAUAUUCGAGACCACCAUCCCCCUGAUUGGCCAGAGAGCUGAAGAGACAGAGCAGCCGAAACCUCUUCAGAUUGGAGAGGUCGUACUUCAAGUCUUCCGCCUCCCUCCACUCCCUGGUAUUCCUCCGGAACUUCUUCCCGGAAGCCUCGAGGAAUGCCACCGUGGUAUGCGCAAUACCGCGUGGCAUAAAGUCACGUAUCUCGAGGGAACGCUAACACAGAAUGGCGGUGACUGUACGUCGUGGCGCCGGCGACAUUUCCGCAUCAUCGGCUCCAGCCUCGUCGCAUUCAAUAACGUUACUAAGAAGGCGACGGCGACCAUUGAUCUCAAGAAGGCUGUUGCUCUCGAAGACGAUAAGAUGGCGAGAGAUGGUGCUCGGAGUCCAACGGAGCCCAUGUCGCCGCGGAUGUACAACUUCGUCGAAUUCGACGUACCGUACGGCAUUGAACGAUCAUUCCGGAUACUGUUCCACAACGAUCAGGAGAUCAUCUUCUACGCUGAUUCUGAUGAGGAGAAGAAGCAAUGGCUGGAGGUGUUAAGUGUUGUUAUAGGUCGCAUACCCGAUAACCCCUUGUGGGCAGAGCUGCUUUGGCAGCAACAGCAGUCAUUACAAAGACAGAACCAGCAGCCACCGUCAUCCACACACAGACAAACUCUAAUACCGGACUGAUCCCGCGGUCUUAUUUUGCUGCCAGCUUUCGCUUUCUCGUCUGUCUCUACCUUCUUGCACUUACCAGCGCCAUACCCCCGCAUAGUCAUCUUUGUACAGCACCUGUACGCCUACAGUCCGCGUGCGGCUCCUGGUGAACAUAUGCUAUUCCGAGCUUUCGUCAUCUGUAUCCAUUAAUCACUACAAUCGCAGCUCGUCUCGCAAUCCAUGCAUGUGUUAUGUUUGAUACAAUGCCAUGUCAUCUUUAACACUCUUUCCU